This is a messenger RNA of Branchiostoma belcheri (Belcher's lancelet), 1134 nucleotides long. RefSeq names its product RING finger protein nhl-1-like. Gene Ontology annotation, biological process: proteasome-mediated ubiquitin-dependent protein catabolic process; negative regulation of translation; protein polyubiquitination. The record is from RefSeq and is a predicted model, not a curated record. The transcript is spliced from 4 exons. Gene Ontology annotation, molecular function: ubiquitin protein ligase activity; translation repressor activity; protein binding. NCBI's taxonomy places the organism in Eukaryota, Metazoa, Chordata, Leptocardii, Amphioxiformes, Branchiostomatidae. The coding region runs from base 1 to 1134 and encodes 377 amino acids.
AUGGCACAGGCAAAUCCGGAGACAGGCACUGGAGAGGAGAUCGAGUCACGUGACGAUGACAUCACUUCCGGCUUUUCUCUAGAGUGUUUUUCAGGAAGUAGACAUCGUCUGGUGCAGGUUGCUGUAGCAGGAGCCGUCCUCCUUCUAUUGGGCAUCGGCAGUUCCUUAGCUGGGGUGUUCUUCAUCAUGCAGGGUACCCAAAAGGUCCAGUUUUCCAAUGACAUCUUCUGGGCAAGAGACCCUACACUGCCAGUAACGUACAACAGCACACAAGAAAGCCACGACGGAGAUGUGAUGUCGGAGAAUAUCAUCAUAAUUGGUGAGGAAGGAUCAAAGCAUGGACACAAACAUCGGAACGAUCGCGGGGUGGUGGUAUCGGAAGACAAUGAGAUAUUUGUGUCAGAUCUUGACAAAAAACGAAUCGACGUGUACAGCAUGAACGGCACCCAUCUCCGCCACUUCCUCACCGAGUUACCCGGUGGCAAUGGGCAAAAGAUGCUGCCUUAUGACGUUGCCAUGGACGGACAGGGUCACCUGUGGGUACCUGUAUUAAAAAGGUACCGAGAUAGUGAUGGUUAUGUAGUUCAGUACAGUCAAGAUGGCCAGCCAUUGAGCAAGUUCGCGUUUCAAUCAUUCAGCAGCGGAUACCCUCACAUUGACUUUGACGUUCGCACUAAUAACAUCAUCUUGGUCAAUGAUAGUCAAAUUGUGAUGUUUCAUCCUAACGGUACGAUGUGCCGGACCUUCGGAAACGAAGGGGGGCAAAAAAUGAGAUUGCAGUACGCUGCUUCAGACAAAGAUGGAAACAUUUUUGUGACUGAAUUACUCGAUUCCGUUGUCCAGGUAUACCAUCCCUCGGGACAUCGGCUUUUCGGAGGCUAUGGUAGCGGUGAAGGUAAACUAGAUUUUCCGCGAGGUAUUCGCGUAGACACUGCCGGUCACGUCUUCGUAGCCAACGAGGGAAGUGGACGGGUGGACGUGUUCACAAGCCGCGGAGAAUUUCUCCUCACUGCCGCUGAAAUCACAAAGCCGUGGAAUCUUGCCGUGGGACCAACUGGGCAAUUAGUAGUGACCAAGGCUGUCGACAAUACUAUAACUAUCUUUCCAGGCUAUUUCAAUGGUUCAAAGAUUUGA